CAUCAUGCUUCUAAGCAACUAGAGCUGAAAGGUAGUUGUCAAAAGACUGUGAAAGUCUUUGCAAAUAAUUAUGAAAUAUCUCAUCAUUCCCCAUUUGCCAGUAUCACAUCUAGUUGAUGACAAACCAUCAAAUUCGAGUUAAUUCUUGUCGCACUGCCAUUUGGAGGCAGGUUUUAUGCAGAUUUUGCUGCAGAUCUCCAAAAAGCGUCCAGAAGCGAGUCAGGUCUAAAACCAGUAGUUAUGAACCAGUUGCAUUUGAAACAAACAAUCAACGCAAACGAGGAAUCAAGAGGUCACGAGGCCCUCAGACGGCUACCGGUGCUCUCAUUCAAAUAUCAAUACCCAACGCCUUCUCAAGAAAUAUUCAAACAGCUUCGUAUUUAGAUUUGCAAUAAUACAGUUUACUGAUUUGAAUCAAAAAAAGCGUAAACAGAAAUAUCUUUAACGUGAUCUCAAUGCAUGUCCAGGACACGCUAAAGGGGCCUAAUUUUAUUUUCCUCAUCUUAAAACAAGUCAAAUCAAAUAUAAAGAUUCGCCUCAGGUAAAUUGAUAUGAAAGUCAAAGGAAAAGCUGCCGAUUUUGAUCUAAAGAAACUGCAAAUUUAAGUCUCAAGUUUGAAUUGAGGGAAGCAAGGCAUUUGCAAAUGAACAGAACAACGGAAAUUCCUUUGCAUGUUUCCGCUGAAGAUCUAGCAGACAAAAGUGCAAAUUUGCUAUUUCUGUCUAGUAUUUUAACAAAAAGUGAUUCAAUAAAAGGAUAUAAUAACUUACCUAAAGGAUCUUUUAUUAACAUUAUUAGAAGAGAACAAAAGAUAAAGGGAAACAGAAAUAGAGAAACAAAAGAUGAGGAGAAGAUCUAGAAGAGAAAUGAGCAGAUUUGCUUUUACUGGCUAAUGUUCUCAUAAAAGAACAAAGAGCUGAAAUAUAAUGAACUCUUCCUCAGAUGCCAGAAUCAUUGAACAUGAUGAUCAUGAAAUUAGUUCAGACAUUGACAACCUAGAGCUGGCACGGAGACAUGGAUAUGAAGUUGAAAAUUCAAUACUCACUGUUACAAUGAAUGAUGAGCAAAACUUGGAGAUUAUUUCAGAUCAAAGUCAGCGGAGCAUGAAGAGUUGUGUUUGUAGCAGAAUACCUAUUCCAGUUCUUCUAUUUGUGGUAUCUCUCAUCCUGCUUGUAUCUGCAAUAGUUAUCAUUCAUGCCAGUGCAAAGAAAAAUAUGAAAGAAUCUGUUAAGCAUUUUUUGAUCAUAUUUCAAUCAGCUUGUGGAUUUGCAUUCAUUGGUCAGCUUUCGUAUCUAAUUGCAUUGAAAACAUCAUCAUGGUAUCCAAGCUUGCUGUUCUGUGAAAGGUUGAGACACAGAGAGAAAGAAGAGAUUAUUGGAAUCUUAAAACAAUUCCUGCUUCACGAUAUUUUCAAGGGAGCUGCUGUGCGUGCUUACUUUGAAAGAAUAAACAAAGUGAUUGAUCGCGAUAGAGAGCUAGAAGCUGAAAACUUUCUUGACUCCGAAGUUAUUGAAAGUGUUGUAUCAGAACAUUUGGUUUAUCUGUAUGAGUCACCUGAAGGGUCUUUGCUCAAUGUGAUUGGUGUUGACGAAUCAGAGCUACGUUCCUAUUCAAAACUCUUGCUUCAACAAAUAUUGUGCAAAAUUCUUCCUAAAAUUUUUAAAGAAACAUCUUCAAGGCAGUUGCUGAGUUUCGAUUCCAUUCAAGGCAAUAUCGAAGAGAUUAUCAACGAAAGACUUCAUAGUGUUGAUUUUUACGAUAUCAACAAGUUUCUUCAAUCUACGACUAGACGAAAAGCAAAUAGAAUGUCUGUUGUGAUCUUCUGUUGUGCAAUGAUCGGUGGCUGCAUUUACGAGGUAACGCGACAGUUCUUGCAGGAGAACAGUAUUUAACAAACACUCCAUAUUGCCUUGAUUGACGAGAAUAAGCAAACGACGCGCUGUUUGUGCAAAGCGAAUGUGUUUAUCAACCUGGUCACAUCUUAGUGGAAGUAAGCGCCAAAUAAAAGUUGUUUGCUAGCAAUAUGAUGGCUUAUUUAUGAACCGCUUCAUUACUUAAGACAUUUAUAGGGAUUAUUCUAAGUAAUUGGUCAGAGUUUUAAUUAGAAUAUUAUUUAUGGACUGUAUAGUUGUGAAGAGUCAUUUUCUAUUUUUGUAAAAGUUUCUAUUUCUUGAAUGUCAUAGAACAACAGAAAAACAGGAAAACGAAACAUUUUUUUAAGAUAUUGUAAUUCUUUCCAUUUAAAGUGUGUUUUCAGUUUUAAUUUAUCUUUGUGAUUUAACAACUAAAACAAUUUUUAGCGUUUACGAUUUGAUAUCUUUUCCUUUGAUAUCUUAGCCUGUGCUUCUGC
Rhopilema esculentum is the source of this 2350-nucleotide messenger RNA. RefSeq lists its product as uncharacterized. The record is from RefSeq and is a predicted model, not a curated record. NCBI's taxonomy places the organism in Eukaryota, Metazoa, Cnidaria, Scyphozoa, Rhizostomeae, Rhizostomatidae.